UUCAAUUGAUUGAAUUCUCAAUAAAGAAUGAAAUAAAUUGAAAAAUAAAUGCUCCAAGAAUUUGAAAAUGACUUCCGAAGUUUCCGAAAUAGCGUUCUUAUCAAACAAUAAGCGUAAAAAUGACCAUGUUUAUUUGAAAAAAUCAGCAAAAAUUUAGGAUAUUUUGGUGCGUUUAUACUGGAUGCACUUAGUACUGCUGGAUGAGGUGAAGCACAUUGUGAGUGAUAAUUUUCGCUUGUAAACAAUCAUCGUUUCUGCGGCAAAGUGAAAAAUUCUACGCAUCAAAUUCUUGAUCUACCCUUUUGGAGUUGAAGAAAAUCAUAGCACACAUUGAGGUGUUGUAAAGAUUGUUUAUAGUUUUGGAAAUCCAUUUCAUAACCCAGUUUCUUUGCCGGUAACAUGGAUAAGAAAUCGUUUCUGAUAAGCUGGUGUCAAAAAAAUGGGUGCGAGCCCGUGUACGCGGUCCGGCCAACCGGGCUGAAGCAUCGGCAACGUUUCCUGUGCGAGGUGCGGAUCGCCGGUAUCGACUACAUUGGUGUCGGUAAUUCUACCAACAAGAAGGAUUCGGAAAAGAAUGCAUCGCAAGACUUCGUCAGCUAUUUGGUUCGGAUCGGACGAAUUGCGGAGGAUGCGGUUCCGCAGGACACUGUCGGCGUACCGUCAGAGAUUGAUAAACCGGAUGCGCCAAGCGCACAGGCCGCAGGUCCUUCGAUGGCGAGAGCACAACAUGGGCCAGGAAAUAUAUUCAUGAAAGGGUUCGUCCCGCAGGAUUUGGGCCAUGCGUACCGGCCGUACGUGCCAUCAAAGGAAGAUAUCAAGCGAGAACAGGACAACAUGGAAUCGGCCGAAUCUCUAGAUGUGAACGCUUCGAUUCAUGGCAAUUGGACGAUUGAGAAUGCAAAAUCGAAGCUUAACCAAUGGAUGCAGCAUCACAAAAUUAAGGCAGAGUUUAAGUAUACCUCCAUCGGACCGGAUCAUGCCAAGAGCUUCAUAGCGGAAAUGACCGUUUACGUGAAGGAAUUGAACCGUUCAAUAACGGGGCGCGAAUCCGGAUCGAACAAACAUUCGGCGAGCAAAUCUUGCGCAUUGUCGCUUAUACGACAGCUGUACCAUUUGGGUGUGAUUGAGGCGUAUACGGGAUCGCUCAAGAGUGCAACGACAUCAGAACAGAUAGCGGCCUAUCCGGUGAAAAUUUCGCACCAGCUUGCUAAACGCGUGCACGAAUGUUUAAUGGAGUUAGAAAUUCAACCGGUGAAGGUGAAUACUUCAAACACCGGCACGAAGGACGCCGUCAGCUUGAUGCACCCCUCGGACGAUGUACAUUUUAAGCCGCAAUCGACGAACCUACAGCAACCGGCUUCGGUUAUCUCCUGGUCACCACCGCAACCGAACUGGAACCCUUGGUUGGGAUGUAACAUUGACGAGGGUUACCUGGCAACGGCAACGCUCGAGAAGUUGAGUGAAGAUUUGUUGUGUGACAGCCGCAACUUGCUGAGAGACAACCAAGAGCUGCAGAUGAGUAUGAUGACGCGCGAAAAGCUUCCCAUUUCGGCGAUGCGCCGAAAGAUCAUGGAAGCGAUUAACGAACAUCCGGUGGUGCUAAUCCGCGGCAACACGGGAUGUGGUAAAACGACCCAGAUUGCACAGUACAUCCUGGAAGAUUACAUCAACUCGGGCCAGGGUGCAUACUGCAACGUGUGCGUUACGCAGCCUAGACGUAUCAGUGCGAUCAGCGUUUCGGAGCGCGUCGCUAAUGAGCGGUGCGAAAAUUUGGGCAGUGCAGUGGGAUAUUCCGUGCGGUUUGAUUCAGUCCUACCGCGCCCGUUCGGUUCGAUUCUAUUCUGCACAAUCGGGGUACUGUUGCGCAAGCUGGAAGGUGGCCUGCGCGGUGUUUCGCACGUAAUUGUGGAUGAAAUUCACGAACGUGACGUAAACAGCGAUUUCAUACUGGUCGUGCUGCGCGAUAUGGUCCACACGUAUCCAGAUCUGCGCGUAAUACUCAUGUCGGCUACCAUCGAUACGACGAUGUUUUCGCGUUACUUUGGCGACUGUCCCGUGCUGGAGGUACCUGGUAGAGCGUUCCCGGUCGAGCAAAUGUUUCUCGAGGAUUGCAUCGAAAUGCUUAACUUUAAACCUACACCGCCGGAAGGUGGUUCGGCAAAGCGUAAGCGAGGCAAGGAUGGCGAUGAUGAGGGAGAUGGAGGAGCCGAGUACGAACCGGAUGUGCAGGAAAGUGGAAAUCUGAAUGAGGUAAUCGAUGAAACAGUAUAUUCGCCGCAAACCAAGCAGGCGAUGAGCAUGAUGGUGGAGUCAGAUACACCGUUCGAGCUAAUCAGUGCGCUGGUGGAUUAUGUCGAUCAGCAAGGUAGACCGGGAGCCGUGCUGGUGUUCCUUGCCGGAUGGAACAUGAUUUUUGCGCUGAUGCGACAGUUGCAGACACGACCCAAUUUGGUCGUGUUGCCGCUACACUCUCAGCUGCCGCGUGAGGACCAGAGGAAGGUGUUCAACCAUUAUGGGCAAAGGCGCAAGGUUAUACUGGCGACCAACAUUGCGGAAACGUCGAUCACGAUCGAUGAUAUUGUGUAUGUGAUCGAUACGUGCAAGGCGCGCAUGAAGCUGUUCACUUCGCACAACAAUAUGACCAACUAUGCGACAGUAUGGGCCGCCAGGACAAACCUCGAGCAGCGCAAGGGACGUGCGGGUCGUGUCCGUCCGGGCAUGUGCUUUACGCUAUGCUCACGCGCCCGUUUCGCCAAGUUGGAGGAAAACCUGACGCCAGAAAUGUUUCGUACACCAUUGCACGAACUUGCGCUCAGCAUUAAGCUGCUGCGGUUGGGUGCAAUCGGUAAGUUUCUGUCGAAAGCGAUCGAACCACCACCGCUCGAUGCGGUGAUCGAGGCGGAAGUGUUGCUGAAGGAGAUGCGAUGCUUGGAUGAGGCAGAACAGCUAACUCCUUUCGGGCGUAUUCUGGCCCGUUUGCCGAUUGAACCGCGACUCGGUAAGAUGAUGGUACUGAGCACGCUGUUUGGGCUGUGUGACACAAUCACGACGAUGGCCGCAUACUCGGGCACGUUUUCAGAGAUUUUCCUGCUGGAGCUGGGGCAGCGUCGUCUAUUGGCCCAUCAGAAGGCACUCAGCGGUCAAACGUUCUCGGAUUACGUUGCGAUGCAGACGGCAUUUGAGAUGUGGAGCCGAAAGCGCGCCAUAAGCGAAGAAGCGGAAUUUCGAUUCUGUGAGUGGAAAGGACUCCAAAUGCCGACGUUACGCACGAUUGCCGAGGCGAAGAAGCAGCUGAUGGAGAACCUUACGCUAGCGGGUUUCCCUCAGGAUACGAUGAUGCCGUUCCGUUUCGAUCCGGAAAACCCCGAACCGGACCUGGAGAUGGCGAUGGCACUGUUGUGCGUUGGGCUGUAUCCGAACGUGUGCUUCCACAAGGAGAAACGGCGUGUCCUGACGACGGAAUCGAAAGCUGCUCUCAUCCACAAAACGUCGGUGAACUGUAGCAAUACGACAACCACCUUUCCGUAUCCAUUCUUUGUGUUUGGUGAAAAGAUACGCACCCGGGCCGUAUCCUGUAAGCAGAUGUCCAUGGUUACACCGAUCCAUCUGCUGCUGUUCGGCUGCAAGAAGGUCGAAUGGUGCAACGGAUCGGUGCGGAUCGAUAAUUGGCUCAAUCUGAACAUGGAUCCGUACGAUGCCGCCAUGAUACUGGCGUUACGGCCCUGUCUACAGGAUUUGUUGGUACAAAUUUCGGAAAAUCCGGACAGCAUAAGCUGUCUGGCAGAGAAGCAUUUGAAUAUGCUGAAGGUGGUGAAGGAGCUGUGUGCGUUCAGUGCGGGGGAUUAUGAAAUUGAUCGUCCGGUGAGAAGCUCAUUUGGGCAGGGCGUACGAUCACAUCCACCAAAGGUUCCACGAUAUGGUGAUGCGAGUAACGACCAAUUGAGUGGUUUCGUUAGAAUAGGAAAUAGUAGUAGCGGUGGUGGUAAUAGUGGUGAUGGUGAUUAUGAGGCAGGGAAUGUGCCGAUUUCAGGAGGAAACACUGCUAACCUCCGACAUGAUGGGUACCGGGGCUUUGGAUCAGGAUAUGGUAACAAUAAUGGGUAUGGUAGUAAUCGAUCAAACUCCCGAUACUUUAACAAUCCGAUGUUAAAUUCAACUUCCAAUGAUCGUUACACGGGUGCCGAAGAUAAUGCUGGCCCGUAUGGCAGAGGUUCCAAUUACCAGGGUGGAUAUUCCGGCGGAACUCGUGGUGGUUACAGUGGUGGAGCAAGAAACUUCCGACGCGGACGUGGUAGAUGGUAGAUAUAUCGUAGUGGGAAGGAACUGGAAAAUUAGUUACAAGAAAUAAUGAAUGAAAUAAUGUUAGAAGAAAUAAUGAACUACUGACUCUUUUUGGGAAUAAUUGGGCACUAAGUCAUUGCCGCCAUUUAAUAUUACCGUAGUUGUUAGUCAUUGCUACGAAGUGGUGUUGAUCCUGUGUCGAAACUCCACGAUAAGAACAAAUCUUGUAAUAUGCGCAUACAGUGUUGUUUAAACACAAUUAAAAGCAUUCUAACUAAUCACAUCCUUAGAAGUAAGUUUUACAGGCAGACCCCGAUGUACACGGUACUAGUAUUUGAGCUAAUAGAUCGAAAUUCAAGCAAAUCUUCUUCUUCUUCUUCCUGGCUUAACGACCUCUAAGGUCACACCUACCAUUUCUGGUUUACCAGACUUAUUUGCACUACGUAAUGGGAUAGUCGGUCCUUGCUACGAGGGGACGGUUUGCAUGUGAUUUGAUACCUGGGUCUGUCGAGUGGAACCGACGCCAUUUAUCACAUAAACCACCGGGCCACCCCAAGCAAAUAAAAAGAAAGGAAUAUUAUUGCAUAAUAAUUAACUAUUGUUUUAAUGUAUAUUUCUGUUAAUUAAAAUUGUUUCAAUUUGUGCAGAUUGUUUCUUUCUCGUCUGAAA
This is a messenger RNA of Anopheles funestus (African malaria mosquito), 4950 nucleotides long. It is a transcript of the gene mle, whose product is annotated as dosage compensation regulator. Bases 400 to 4302 code for a protein of 1300 amino acids. Gene Ontology annotation, biological process: regulation of mRNA processing; positive regulation of transcription by RNA polymerase II. Lineage: Eukaryota; Metazoa; Arthropoda; Insecta; Diptera; Culicidae. Gene Ontology annotation, cellular component: nucleolus; ribonucleoprotein complex; intracellular anatomical structure. Gene Ontology annotation, molecular function: ATP binding; 3'-5' DNA helicase activity; double-stranded RNA binding. The transcript has 5 exons. The record is from RefSeq and is a predicted model, not a curated record.